GAAAGACACAUUUGGAAUCCAUUUUUACUCAGCAAAAUCACUUUACUUUUGAUGAAUAUUUUCUUGUUGACUUAAUGACUUCAUAUCCCAUUUCUCAAAAUGAGUGCUGACGAUAUCAAUUCUUAUAAAACUGUGAUCAAAGCAAAGCUAUCAGGUGAAGAUUAUCAUGACAUUGUGAUUGACUGGACGGAUACAAGUCAACCAUAUGAACAACAAGUGUUUAGCCGACUUGCAGAAAUAUCGGGAAUAUCGGUUGAACGUACUGCAGAAUUUAUGUUUAUGGAUGGUGGUGACAGAUAUGAAUUUUUCCACAACGAACGUGCAGAACCUAAACUCGAGCAUACUCUUCUUUUGAGUAUGCAGCUAGAAUUUAACAGAGAAAAUCUUCUGAACCUCAUGAAUGGCAAUGAACGUUUUGGUCUUUCUCUCAGGUUGUCCUGUGAUGACAAUAAGCAUUUUUAUAUGUGGUACGCUUUUGUGCCAGAAAGAUUCAUGGAUGAAACUGAAUGUACUCUGAAUUUUUGUCAUUACUUGGACAAUAGAGCUAUUUUGAACAAAUUGAAAGCCAUUGUAACUAAUGAUGCAUUACAAUCACAAAUGAAGGAUUUUCUUGUACAACCGAGGUUUCCAUAUUUUGAUGACUUCUUUCUUAUCGAGCGAUGGCAUCAUGCUUAUAGAAGAUUCAAUGUCAUGCAAUACUAUUACAGAACUUGUUAUCCUUUCUAUCAAAACGUGAUGUUUGUAUGUCAGAAUUUCGAUUAUGUUCCAGCUCAACUCUAUCUGAGAACUCGUGGUUGACAAUAAGCUGCAUCAUCUUUACUGGAGUAGCCAUGACUUCAAUCAAAAAUUUUGCUUCGAUAAUAAAAAUUGAUAACAUCUG
Tetranychus urticae (two-spotted spider mite) is the source of this 880-nucleotide messenger RNA. RefSeq lists its product as uncharacterized. Lineage: Eukaryota; Metazoa; Arthropoda; Arachnida; Trombidiformes; Tetranychidae. The record is from RefSeq and is a predicted model, not a curated record.